CGGGUGCCCAGGCGGGGGACGCUGCCUCCCCACCGCCGGUGCGGGCGGCGAAAGCCGCGCGCCAGGGGGUUCCAGCGGCCCCCGGUGACCUGCGACUCCAGCUCCCUUCCUGGCCUCCCCGCGGGGCUUCUGCCCUCUCUGCACGGCCCACCAUGGAGCGCGCGGCGGGUGCGCUCGAAGAUGCCUUCUCGGGCCGGGUUCUCGAAAGCAGAGCCGCGGGGGCCCGUUGGGAUCUUACCGUACCGGGCAGUGGUCCGCGCUCGGAGUCCCGGGCGCCGCGCGGGGACACUGCCGGGGCUCCCCGGCCCGCGCCCGAGCCGCCGCCGCUGUGCCCAGGGGGCGAGUGCCCGCCUGCCACCCCCCGCCCGGAGGUGCCGCGCGCCCUUAGGGUCCGCCCCGCACGUGCCAGCUCGGCGCCCGCGGCGCCCGGACAGCCCCGGGACUCUGCCAGGUGGAUGUUGUGCGUAGCCGGAGCCAAGUUGAAGAGGGAACUCGAUGCCACCGCAACGGUAUUGGCGAACCGGCAGGAUGAAAGCGAGCAGUCCAGAAAGCGGCUUAUCGAACAGAGCCGAGAGUUCAAGAAGAACACUCCAGAGGAUUUGCGCAAGCAGGUAGCGCCGCUGCUGAAGAGCUUCCAAGGAGAGAUUGAUGCACUGAGUAAAAGAAGCAAGGAAGCUGAAGCAGCUUUCUUGAAUGUCUACAAAAGAUUGAUUGACGUCCCAGAUCCAGUACCGGCUUUGGAUCUUGGACAGCAACUCCAGCUCAAAGUGCAGCGGCUGCACGAUAUUGAAACAGAGAACCAGAAACUUAGGGAAACUCUGGAAGAAUACAACAAGGAAUUUGCCGAAGUGAAGAAUCAAGAGGUUACGAUAAAAGCACUUAAAGAGAAAAUCCGAGAAUAUGAACAGACACUGAAGAACCAAGCCGAAACCAUAGCUCUUGAGAAGGAACAGAAGUUACAGAAUGACUUUGCAGAAAAGGAGAGAAAGCUGCAGGAGACACAGAUGUCCACCACCUCGAAGCUGGAGGAAGCUGAGCAUAAGGUUCAGAGCCUACAAACAGCCCUGGAAAAAACUCGAACAGAAUUAUUUGACCUGAAAACCAAAUACGAUGAAGAAACUACUGCAAAGGCCGACGAGAUUGAAAUGAUCAUGACGGACCUUGAAAGGGCAAACCAGAGAGAGGCGGAGACCUUAAGAGAACAGCUCUCAUCGGCCAAUCACUCCCUCCAGCUGGCCUCCCAGAUCCAGAAGGCACCAGACGUGGAGCAGGCCAUAGAGGUGCUGACCCGCUCCAGCCUAGAAGUUGAGUUGGCCGCCAAGGAGCGGGAGAUCGCACAGCUGGUGGAGGACGUGCAGAGACUCCAGGCCGGCCUCACCAAACUGCGGGAGAACUCGGCCAGCCAGAUCUCACAGCUCGAGCAGCAACUGAGCGCCAAGAACAGCACACUCAAACAACUGGAAGAAAAACUCAAAGGCCAGGCUGACUAUGAAGAGGUGAAGAAAGAGCUGAACAUUCUGAAGUCCAUGGAGUUUGCACCAUCCGAGGGCGCUGGGACACAGGACGCGGCCAAGCCCCUGGAGGUGCUGUUGCUGGAGAAGAACCGAUCGCUGCAGUCCGAGAACGCCGCGCUGCGCAUCUCCAACAGCGACCUGAGCGGGUCAGCCAGGAGAAAAGGUAAAGACCAGCCUGAAGGUCGGCGCCCGGGAUCUUUGCCGGCCCCCCCUCCUUCUCAGUUGCCCCGCAACCCGGGGGAGCAGGCUUCCAAUACUAAUGGUACACACCAGUUCUCACCAGCGGGGUUAAGUCAAGACUUUUUCAGCUCAUCCCUGGCAAGCCCCAGCCUACCCCUGGCUUCUACAGGAAAAUUUGCACUAAACUCUCUUCUCCAGCGACAGCUAAUGCAGUCCUUCUACUCCAAGGCUAUGCAGGAAGCCGGAAGCACAAGCAUGAUUUUUUCAACAGGUCCAUACAGCACAAACUCCAUAUCUUCCCAAAGUCCAUUACAACAAAGCCCAGAUGUCAAUGGCAUGGCCCCAUCCCCCAGCCAGUCAGAAAGUGCUGGGAGCGUCUCCGAGGGCGAGGACAUGGACACUGCAGAAAUCGCCCGGCAGGUCAAAGAGCAGCUGAUUAAGCACAAUAUCGGACAACGGAUUUUCGGACAUUACGUCUUGGGACUGUCUCAAGGGUCCGUGAGCGAGAUUCUGGCCCGGCCCAAGCCAUGGAAUAAACUGACUGUUCGCGGCAAGGAGCCAUUUCACAAGAUGAAACAGUUCCUCUCCGAUGAGCAGAACAUCCUGGCCCUCCGUAGCAUCCAAGGCAGACAAAGAGAGAAUCCAGGCCAGAGCCUGAACAGACUAUUUCAGGAAGUACCGAAACGAAGAAAUGGGUCUGAAGGUAACAUCACCACCCGGAUCCGAGCCUCCGAGACUGGCUCCGAUGAAGCCAUCAAGUCCAUCCUAGAGCAAGCCAAGCGGGAGCUCCAAGUGCAGAAAACUGCAGAGCCAGCCCAGCCUUCCUCCGCAUCCGGCAGUGGGAACUCCGAUGAUGCCAUCCGCUCCAUCCUGCAGCAAGCCCGCCGAGAGAUGGAGGCCCAGCAGGCCGCCCUCGACCCCACCUUAAAGCCGGCACCGCUGUCCCAGAGCGACAUCACCAUCCUCACCCCCAAGCUUCUGUCCACCUCGUCCAUGCCGACCGUGUCCACCUACCCGCCUCUCGCCAUCUCCCUGAAGAAGCCCCCCGCAGCUCCCGAGGCGGGUGCCUCUGCUCUGCCAAACCCCCCGCCCCUCAAAAAGGAGGCCCAGGACACCCCCGGGCUGGACCCCCAGGGAGUGGCUGAUUGUGCACAAGGGGUCCUGAGACAGGUGAAAAACGAGGUGGGCCGCAGCGGCGCAUGGAAGGAUCACUGGUGGAGCGCGGUGCAGGUGCAGCCGGAGAGAAGGAACGCCACCGCCUCCUCCGAGGAGGCCAAGGCCGAAGAAGCGGGCAGCGGGAAAGAGAAGGGCGGCGGCGGCAGCAGCGGUGGCAGCCAGCCUCGGGCGGAGCGAAGUCAGCUCCAGGGACCUGCGUCGUCAGAGUAUUGGAAGGAGUGGCCCAGCGCGGAGUCCCCAUACUCCCAGAGCUCAGAGCUGAGUCUGACUGGGGCCAGCCGCAGCGAGACACCGCAGAACAGCCCCCUGCCAUCCUCCCCGAUCGUGCCCAUGUCCAAGCCCACCAAGCCCUCAGUCCCCCCGCUGACCCCCGAGCAGUACGAGGUCUACAUGUACCAGGAGGUGGACACCAUCGAGCUCACCCGGCAGGUUAAGGAGAAACUGGCCAAGAAUGGCAUCUGCCAGAGAAUCUUCGGGGAGAAGGUGCUGGGCCUGUCCCAGGGCAGUGUCAGUGACAUGCUGUCCCGACCGAAGCCGUGGAGCAAGCUGACGCAGAAAGGCCGAGAACCCUUCAUCCGGAUGCAGCUCUGGCUGAAUGGCGAGCUGGGCCAGGGUGUUCUACCCGUCCAGGGCCAGCAGCAAGGGCCAGUACUCCACUCCGUGACAUCGCUCCAGGACCCCCUGCAGCAGGGCUGUGUCAGCUCAGAAAGCACUCCAAAGACCUCCGCCAGCUGCAGCCCUGCCCCUGAGUCCCCGAUGAGCUCCAGCGAGUCGGUGAAGAGCCUGACCGAGCUGGUCCAGCAGCCCUGUCCCCCUAUAGAGGCGAACAAGGAUGGCAAGCCCCCGGAGCCCAGUGACCCGCCAGCAUCCGACUCCCAGCCCGCAACCCCGCUGCCUCUCUCCGGACACUCGGCCCUCAGCAUCCAAGAACUGGUAGCCAUGUCCCCGGAGCUGGACACCUACGGCAUCACCAAGCGGGUGAAGGAGGUGCUGACGGACAACAACCUCGGCCAGCGCUUGUUUGGGGAAACCAUCUUAGGGCUCACCCAAGGCUCCGUCUCUGACCUCCUUGCCCGCCCAAAACCCUGGCAUAAGCUCAGUCUGAAAGGACGGGAGCCCUUCGUCCGGAUGCAGCUGUGGCUGAACGACCCCAACAAUGUGGAGAAGCUGAUGGACAUGAAACGGAUGGAGAAGAAAGCCUACAUGAAGCGGCGGCACAGCUCAGUCAGUGACACUCAGCCCUGCGAGCCACCCUCCGUGGGCACCGAGUACAGCCAGGGCGCCAGCCCCCAGCCCCAGCACCAGCUGAAGAAACCCCGGGUGGUGCUGGCUCCUGAGGAGAAGGAGGCCCUGAAACGAGCGUAUCAACAAAAGCCAUACCCGUCACCAAAAACCAUCGAAGACCUCGCCACCCAGCUCAACCUGAAAACCAGCACCGUCAUCAACUGGUUUCACAACUACAGGUCUCGGAUCCGCAGAGAACUGUUCAUUGAGGAAAUUCAGGCCGGAAGCCAGGGCCAGGCGGGCGCCAGCGACUCCCCCUCGGCCCGCAGCGGCCGGGCGGCGCCCAGCUCGGAGGGCGACAGCUGCGACGGCGUGGAGGCCGCCGAGGGCCCGGGCAGCGCCGACGCGGAGGAGCCCAAGUCUCAGGGAGAGGCCGAGCGGGAGGAGGCGCCGCGGCCGGCGGAGCAGACGGAGCCGCCGCCCUCGGGGACCCCGGGCCCGGACGACGCCCGCGACGACGACCACGAGGGAGGCCCCGCGGACGGCCCGGGGCCCCUGCCCAGCCCCGCCACCGCCACCGCCGCGCCCGCGGCCCCCGAGGACGCCGCUACCUCAGCCGCCGCCCCGCCCGGCGAGGGCCCCGCGGCCCCGAGCUCCGCGCCGCCGCCCGGCAGCAGCAGCAGCAGCAGCGGCAGCGGCAGCAGCGCCCCCCGCAGGCCCAGCUCGCUGCAGAGCCUCUUCGGCCUCCCCGAGGCCGCGGGCGCCCGGGACUCGCGCGACAACCCCCUGCGCAAGAAGAAGGCCGCGAACUUGAACAGCAUCAUCCACCGCCUGGAGAAGGCCGCCAGCCGGGAGGAACCUAUCGAAUGGGAGUUCUGAGGGGCCGCGGCCCCGGGGCGGGCAGCUGGGCCGGGCCGCGAAGGCCUGGACGGGCCUGACGGGGCCCGCGCCGCGGACACCGUGACCUGGGCUCGACCCGCGGUCCGCGCCGACCCCGGGGCCGGACCUGAGCCCGCGCGCGGCCCAGACCCACCCCGCGGUCCGCGGCCUGCACCAACCCCGAGGCCCAGAUCCAAGCCCAAGGCCUGGGCAGACCCCGCGGCCUCCACGACCCCACGGCCCAGACCCAGCCCGCGGCCUGGACCGCGUCGCGCACUUACCGCCCUGCGGGCCACAGGGCAAAAUCGCCAUAGGCCAAGGUGCAUAUAGAAAACAAAGGAGCAUUAAGCCCAAUCUAUGUCGUGUUUUCAAGGAAGAAAACAGAAAUGUGUGGUCGAGCUUUUUUGUACCCUGAAGUGUUUUUUUAAUUGCCCUAAGUGAUUUCCACAGGUUCUGGAAUAACUCUUACAGCUUUGCCUUGUGUCCUCCUGUUCCGUGUGGGCUUUAAAAAAAAAAAAAAAUCAAACCCACAUAUUAAAAGGGGGCUUUUUAUCUGCCAUCUAAUGGCUUCAGAGCGAUAAUACACUAUUAUCUUCUUAAACCAGGAAAAAAAAGGGGGGGGGGGAGGGAUUUUUCAGAAAAAUUAAAAAAGAAAGUUUUUGUAGCUGUUCAGUUGCCACUAAGAGAUUGCACAGUCAAAACGACUCUAAACACACUAGUUUGGAUUCCUAAAUAUUUUCAAGAAAAGAAAUCUUCUCGUUUGAAACUUUGAAUUAAAAUAAAACACAUUUACUCCACAUAUUUUUUAACAAAAAGAAGACGUCACAUCAGGAAACUCUGAUUUUGUGGUAGCUGACAUAGUGUUUUCUUGUACGUGAAUAGAAUCCUGACAUGUAGUGCACAUCAAUGUAUAGCUUUAACUGACCCUGGGUUUUGCAGACCAGGGUUUGUUUAAUACACUCCAUUCUAGGCCAAAUCAGGACAGAAAAAAAAA
This is a messenger RNA of Cebus imitator (Panamanian white-faced capuchin), 5967 nucleotides long. RefSeq names its product cut like homeobox 1 (gene CUX1). Gene Ontology annotation, biological process: regulation of DNA-templated transcription. Lineage: Eukaryota; Metazoa; Chordata; Mammalia; Primates; Cebidae. Gene Ontology annotation, molecular function: DNA-binding transcription factor activity, RNA polymerase II-specific; DNA binding. The record is from RefSeq and is a predicted model, not a curated record. The coding region runs from base 153 to 4973 and encodes 1606 amino acids. The transcript has 24 exons.